Trichomonas vaginalis G3 is the source of this 321-nucleotide messenger RNA. RefSeq lists its product as uncharacterized. The transcript has a single exon. The record is from RefSeq and is a predicted model, not a curated record. NCBI's taxonomy places the organism in Eukaryota, Parabasalia, Trichomonadida, Trichomonadidae. The coding region runs from base 1 to 321 and encodes 106 amino acids.
AUGGACACAGACACAGGCAUGCACCAAAACCAACACAACAACCAACAGUUCAAAAUCCAGCACCACAACAACAACCAACAGUUCAAAACCCUGCACAGCAACAACAACCAAAACCAACAGUUCAAAAUCCAGCACAGCAACCAACAGUUCAAAACCCUGCACCUGCACAACAACCACAACCAAAACCAGCACAACAACCACCUCCACAACCAGCACAACAACCAGCACAACAACCAACAGUUCAAAACCCUGCACAACAACAACCACAAACAGAGCAAGGACAUAAAAGAAGUAGAGAACAAGGAAACCAAGAAUUCUUAA